AUGGGGGAUAAAUUGACCACAGUAGUGGGGUUGGAAAAAAAAAUUUUCAAACUACCGGUAAGUUAUUAUUCCCACUUUUUCUAGUAUGCAGCAUUAAAAGUGUAGUAGUGAGUGCCAGGAAUGAAUUGAAAAUGAUUCCAAUAAUGCAAUUCAUUUCCAUGUAAAAAGAAAGGGCUUAGAGUGCCCGUUAGAGUGUAACCAGUUCGACCUUCGCUUAUUUGAAACUCAUGUCUAAGGCGUGCUAAUCUUAAUUUUAUUGUGGCUAUCGAAACAACAAAUUUGACGAGUCAGUGACCGCCUGACAAAAAAGAUAAACUAUUUGUGGUUGUUAAAUCGAUAACUGUUUUUUUUUUUCGAUCGACAGGAAAUGACGAAGGAAAAGAUGUUCAGAUCCUUGUUUCUCCUUCCAGUUUUUCUCCUGCUGUUCACUGUUUUCAUAGCUGGCGCACAAGGUAAGUCGCUUUCAGACAAUGCAGUUGACGAAUUAUUCCUGCUCGCAAAUGUUGCUUAUUUCAUUACUCCUGGAGUAAUUAUUAUUGCUCCGUUUAAAAACAUCUUAUUCCAAACAGUACGAUUUCUUGACCAAUUUCAGAAACAGUACACUCUUUCGGCAAACUUUAGCUUUCCCCGGGUUAACGAAAAUUUCUGGACUCGGGCAACUGAUUUAAACUAAGAUUAUGUUAACCUAUAUGACGAUAAUCCGUGAUUAGAUUAUGGUCACACUUUGCCACUUUUCACGACACUUUUAAAGGGACGGUCCACAGGGAAACCGAUAGGGGAUAAGUAUGCACGAUAUUUUUUUUUGUGUUGACCAAUUUGACGAUAAUCCGUGAUUGGAUUAUAUAUGGUUAACUUUCGAACUACAGCUGGGUGAAGUCUUAGUCAGUUUAGUUGUUCGUGAAUUAAAAUUUUCUGUAACUGACUGUUCAAUACCGAAUAAAAAAUUUUCCCAAAAAGGAAGAUGUUAGGAUCCGGAGAGUGUAACAGCCACUCAUUCAUGAUCUUUUCUGAAGGAAAUCGUUAUUCCAUUAUUCCUACCCCAAAAAGGUGAUUCAGUUAUUCUGUUAUUCUACCUACAAGUAAACCAAGAUGCACCCACUUUUGAAUUUUUUUCCUAAAUUGGCGACUUCCCAUUAUAAAUAAUGCGAUCACGCUUCAAAUGAAUUUUGAAUUUUUCAAUUCUACGAAAUCUACGCUGUCAAUUGUCAUUCAAUAGUUUGUUCGCGUACGUCGUUCUCGGAUAAAUAGGCUCUUGCAGCAAGGUCGACCGAACACUAUCUAAUGAACCGCUGUUUUUUUGCGAUAAUGCAUUUCUGAUCAACUUGAAAAUCGAAUUUUUCACAGUUUUCGAUGAAGGAACGCCUUAAGUUCCCUUUACUUCGUGGACUUUGCACUGACUCCUCCGUUCCACCAACCUUGUCGAACAAUUCAUGACAUGGUGUAAAGGGUAAGAACAAUGUGCCUUGCAAUCCAAUAAAAUAUAGAGAUCUUAUCUUCAAAAGGAAAGGCAAGAGCUUUCUCUAUAGCCCCGCAUCUGACAUUCCUAGAUGUAGUAGCUUGUUCUACUGGCCCCGGUUGUUUGGUUGUUACGUUCCAGAGAGUGAUUGUAAGUUUAGGGCGCAUGGUAAUCAUAAAUUAAUUAAAGCUAACAAAUGUCCUACAUGUUCUUAGGACCCUUAUUCACAAGCCAAAAUAGAUCACUUGUUCACAUUCCUAGUUUUGCCGCAUUUUAUCUAUGGUUUACCCGUUUAUGGAGCAUGUGAACCUGAUCUUAAUAUUAUACAGACUUUGCUAAAUAGAUGUCAUAAGGGCCAUUUUAUUUCUUUCCCUGUUUCAAUUUAGGAUCACUUAGAGAAGUAAGUCUGUCCCUAAAGGUCCCAAAGGAGUCCUCACGUUUGAGUCCCUAAAUAGACAAAAUUUUUCCUAAUAGUCCAACUGUUCCCAACAAAGCCGCUUUCUGGAUCACUUCAAGUCUGAUGGUAACUUUAAGCUUUCCCGUGUAUUUCCCAAACAUAACGGAUACAGCUCUCAAUGCUCCAACACAAUUGGCCCAACCGUCACUUUCUUCAGCUUCAACAACUUUCCUAUUUCUUUUCAAAGAAAUUGGUACUUCUCUAUCUUCUCCAGUUCUUUGUCUUCUACUCGUGUAUCUCCAGGGAUAGCGAUGUUUAUGAUCUUAGCCACUUUUGUCUGCAUAUCAACGAAGAUGAUGUCCGGUCUUCUAGCUUCAACCAUCCUAUCACACUGUACACUGAAAUCCCACAGAACUUGUGUUUUCUACCACUUGCUCUGGAGUGUGUUUGUACCACUGAUAUGCCCAUUCCAGUUCGGCCUUCCCACACAGUUGCAAUGCACAUACCGCGCCACGCUGUCAUGUCGCCUCUUGUAAUCAAACAUUGGGCUAACAUGCUGCAUUCACUUUCUCUCUGCACAUCCUACACAUAG
Porites evermanni is the source of this 2445-nucleotide messenger RNA. The record is from the annotation of a GenBank genome assembly. Lineage: Eukaryota; Metazoa; Cnidaria; Anthozoa; Scleractinia; Poritidae.